CUCUGUCUCUCUCUCUCUCUCUCUCUCUGUCUCUGUUACCAGCGAAAGCGAACCAUCCGAACCGAGACUAGGAGAGCCGAAGGCUUCCUUCCUUCUUUUUCUUCUCCUGUCUUCUUCUUCUUCUUCUUCCUCUUCCUGUUUCUUCCACGCUUUGUCCAGGGCUUUGGCCAUUAAUUCGUCCUAUUCGGUUCCCGUCGUCUCUUCGCUGUCUCCUUUCUUUUGUUUAUAGUGGAUCCUCCGGCCCCUACAGGAAAGGUGCCUCCUUGCUUCCCGAGUGGAGAUCCGGGACCUCGAUCCUGAUCUCAAGUGUGGCUGAAGCCGCGAAUCCUUACUUGGCUUUCGUUUCUCCGUCCCUAAAGGCGCCUCCUUUUUGGUUUAGGAGCUGGAGCACUGACAAUUUUGGUCCGGAAUUAGUUUACCCGGGAGUUUGCUUCUUGGCGUAGUGUGGCGUUCUUGUGAUCGUCUUGUGAUUCCUGAGGUGGGGAUUUGGGAUUUUGAUCGGUGAUGCCGGUGCCGGCGGUCGCUCUUUCUGCGAUCGCACCUGGCGGCGUUUGCUUCAGCUCUCGCUCGACGAGCCAUGGUAGCUCGCUGGACUACGAACAGAAUGCCAGAUUCUCCUCAUGCAGCAGCCCUGCCGUGUCCUCCUCCUCGACCUGCAGCCGGAAGCAGAUGCAGGGUGGCCUCUCGUGUCUGUUCUCCUCGUCGCCGUCGGCUCGCCUCGCGCCCACCACUGCCUCCACGAGCUUGAACGACGAGCACUCUUCUCUAUGCCACGAUAAUGAGCUCGGGAGCUCCUAUUCCUACUCCCCCUGUUCGUCCUCCUUCAAAUGUAGAGAGCACAGCCCCGUUAGCGUGUUUCAGAGCUUGGCCUCGUGUUCUUCCAGGAGCUCUCCUUUGUUGAGGAUUCCUCGGGACUCGAAUAGGGUGGUCGAUUUGAGGGCAGGAUUCCAGGAGGACAGGAAGAGAGAGCCCUCCCGGAAGAGAGAAGUUCUUCCAGGAGCUCUCGGCUCAUACUUGAAUUAUGAUUCCCCUUGCCUUCCAGUUUCAGGGGGUGUUGGCAGUGUAAAUGCAGAGGAUCUACCUUUUGAUUUCGAAGAGAGCUUGGGCGAGCUGGGAACCAGUGUGGAGCCGUAUGCGAAUGAACUACUCGCUGGAGCCCAAUCGAGGCAUAAGAUAUUCACCGACGAGUUCGUCGUAAAGGCGUUCUACGAAGCAGACAAAGCUCACAAAGGCCAGAUGAGGGUGAGCGGCGAUCCUUACUUGCAGCACUGUGUGGAGACGGCAGUCCUACUUGCAAAGAUCGGUGCUAAUGCUACAGUUGUUGCUGCAGGGCUCUUGCAUGAUACGGUUGAUGAUUCUUUUAUGACUCAUGAUUAUAUACUUCGAGAGUUUGGGGCUGGCAUAGCUGAUCUUGUCGAAGGGGUCUCAAAGUUAAGCCACUUGAGUAAACUUGCUCGUCUGAACAACACGGCGAAUCGAACUGUUGAAGCUGAAAGACUACAGACAAUGUUCCUUGCAAUGACGGAUGCUAGGGCAGUUCUUAUAAAGCUGGCUGAUAGAUUACACAACAUGAUGACAUUGGAUGCUUUGCCAAUGGUUAAACAACAGAGAUUUGCAAAGGAAACAUUGGUGAUUUUUGUGCCCUUGGCCAACAGGUUGGGAAUCUCAAGUUGGAAGGAGCAACUUGAAAAUUUGUGCUUCAAGCAUCUAUAUCCAGAGCAGUACAAAAAGUUAUCACUCAAACUUCUCAAGUCCUUUGAUGAAGCCAUGAUUUCAUCUGCCAUAAAAACACUAGAGAAAGCCCUGAAGGAUAGAGGCAUUUCUUAUCAAUUUCUGUCAGGGAGAUGCAAGAGUUUGUACGGUAUUUACUCCAAAAUGCUAAAGAAGAAUCAAACGAUGGAUGAGAUUCAUGACAAACAUGGGCUACGUCUGAUAGUCGAGAAUGAGGAAGAUUGUUAUACAGCUUUAGGUAUUGUACAUGACUUGUGGCCUGAAGCUCCGGGGAGUUUCAAAGACUACAUAGCGCAUCCCAAGCACAAUGGGUACCAAUCUCUUCACACUGUUGUUCUAAGUCAAGACACGUGUCCUUUGGAGGUUCAGAUUCGAACUAAAGCAAUGCAUCUGCAGGCAGAAUUUGGAAUUGCUGCCCACUGGAGAUACAAGGAAGGUGAUCAUCAGCAUUCUUCGUUUGUUCUUCAAAUAGUAGAAUGGGCUAGAUGGGUUGUGUCGUGGCAAUGUGAGGCUUUGAACAUAGACCGUCCGUCGUCAUUCGGUGAUGAUGAUUCAAUCAGGCCUCCAUGCCCAUUUCCUUCUCACUCUGAUAGCUGUCCCUACUUCUACAGUCAACAAUGUGACUAUACCGGACCCAUUUUCAUCAUCAUACUCGAAAAUGAGAAGAUGACCAUACAGGAGUUGCCAACAGAUUCAACUGUGAUGGAUCUCCUGGAGAGAGUUGGGCGAGGGAGUGCUCGGUGUCCUGGGUAUGGCUUCACAGUGAAAGAAGAGCUGAGGCCAAGGUUGAACAAUCAGCCCAUCAAUGACCCUAACCAGAAGCUGCGGAUGGGCGAUCUGGUGGAGCUAACGCCAGCCAUUUCAGACAGAUCAUUGACGGAGUAUAGGGAGGAAAUGCAGCGCAUGUAUGACCAAGACUGACUGUUUCCGUCAGGGCAACCGGAGAAGCUGAUCUGUCUCUGUACUAACAGUAGCCAUUCUUCUCAGAAAAAAAUACAAAAAAAAAAACAAAAAACACUUGCCGCCAUACUCCUUUCGGAUCAGGGAAAAUGUAGUGUAUCAUUCAUUUGCUGACUCAGGCUAACCAAGCAGAAUAAGCUAAUCCAUAUCUGUAGUUAUUGGUGUGUAUAGGAAAGUUUGUUCACAGACCAUUGUGAGCAGGAGCUUAGAUCCAAUUGUAACCGGAAAAAAAGAUGGGCUCCUCGAUGAUCUUGUACAUUGUAACUAGUUCACAGACAGGAAAAACAAAUGUGAAAAAGGAAAAGAAAUCUCCUUUUGCAGCAUGUCUGCAUGACUUUAA
This is a messenger RNA of Musa acuminata AAA Group (dessert banana), 3031 nucleotides long. RefSeq names its product probable GTP diphosphokinase RSH2, chloroplastic. NCBI's taxonomy places the organism in Eukaryota, Viridiplantae, Streptophyta, Magnoliopsida, Zingiberales, Musaceae. Gene Ontology annotation, biological process: guanosine tetraphosphate metabolic process. Bases 505 to 2652 code for a protein of 715 amino acids. The record is from RefSeq and is a predicted model, not a curated record. The transcript has 6 exons. Gene Ontology annotation, cellular component: chloroplast.